Messenger RNA from Carassius auratus (goldfish), 1566 nucleotides. Its product is annotated as histone H3.3. The coding region runs from base 158 to 568 and encodes 136 amino acids. The record is from RefSeq and is a predicted model, not a curated record. The transcript is spliced from 4 exons. Gene Ontology annotation, molecular function: DNA binding; protein heterodimerization activity; structural constituent of chromatin. Gene Ontology annotation, cellular component: nucleosome. Lineage: Eukaryota; Metazoa; Chordata; Actinopteri; Cypriniformes; Cyprinidae.
UGAGGCGCGCUUUGGCAGGCUGCCGCGCGUUGCAUUGUGGGAGUCGUUGAUUGGCGCACUUCCGCUCCCAUUGUGCGCGAGAGACGGUAAAUAACACUGAAGCUCCACUCUAAACAUUAUUUAAACACAACUUAUACCAAGGUGAGCGUGUGUCAGAAUGGCCCGUACGAAGCAGACCGCCCGUAAAUCCACCGGAGGAAAAGCUCCUCGUAAGCAGCUGGCGACUAAAGCAGCCCGUAAGAGUGCGCCCUCUACUGGAGGAGUCAAGAAGCCCCAUCGCUACAGGCCCGGGACCGUGGCUCUGCGUGAGAUCCGCCGCUACCAGAAGUCCACCGAGCUGCUGAUCCGCAAGCUUCCCUUCCAGCGUCUGGUGCGUGAGAUCGCUCAGGACUUCAAGACCGACCUGCGCUUCCAGAGCGCCGCCAUCGGAGCCCUGCAGGAGGCCAGCGAGGCGUAUCUGGUGGGUCUGUUUGAGGACACUAACCUGUGUGCCAUCCAUGCCAAGCGUGUCACCAUCAUGCCCAAAGACAUCCAGCUGGCGCGCCGCAUCCGUGGAGAACGAGCCUGAGCUCUCCCUCUCUUUGUUUGUCUCUCUCUUGCUGUUUGUUGGUAGUUUUAGAGUCCAGUCCUGGUGGAGUGAGUGAUGUCUCUUUGUUUUUUGGCUACAGACUUUUAGGGUACUUCCUGUUUGCAUGUACCAGCCCGUGACUGAUCAGCCCCACACACACACACACACACACACACACACACACAGUCUGUGAAGUGAUCAUGAGUGAAGGUUAACGAAGGCGGUCAGGGCUGAUGUCUGCAUUCAGGGCUUUGCAUCUCUCAUGCAGGGUGCUAAAACAGCUCUGACCCGUCCCAGAAUUCCCUGCACUGUCCAUCACGAGCGUGUGUGUGUGUGAGGCUGUCGAUCAGUAAGGGGUUUGUAUAUGAGCAUCUCUCCAACAAAUGUUUAUUAUUGCAAUAUCAAGAAUUACUUUUAAUAAUUAUUGAUGUCUGUUUCUUUUUUUAAUGCAUCCUUAUAAGCUUGUUUCAUAGAUCUAUAGCAUAUUUUUGAAGGUGGAGAUUCUUAUAAAGACAGUUUUACAUCACAAAUCAUGUUUGUUUUCUAGAGGAUGAGUUUGGGUUCAGUCUCAGGCGUGUGAAGAACACGUUUAAUCGCAUAAACGACUCGUUCAUUUUGGGUCUUUUGAAUCUGGACAGACUGACUUGUUAAUUUAAAUUGAAUAAAUAAAUAUAUAUUGGCUUGAUACUGUUUUUGAGUUUCGCCACGAGAAUUUCCUUCAUUACAGAAUUCAGUUUUCUUCUGUUCUCUUCAGUGUGUCAGGACUCCUCAGGCAGACAUGGAAACAUCAUUAUUAUUGAAUCCUGCUUGAUUUGUGGGUGUUUUUUUUCUUUCUCCUUUAUUCAGAGUUUGACUACAGAACAUUCAGGUGUUUAAAUAAACUGAUCUUUGUCAUUUGAAAUGUCUCCUAAUUGCGUAAUAAAUAGAUGUCACACACUUUUGUGGGUUGUCUUUCACUGUGAUGUUAAAAUAAAUUACAUUCAACUCUUGUUAAAGAA